CCGAACCGCGUGGCAAGUGAACUUCGAUAACCGACCACUUAGUACCAUACUUCUAUGUAACAUUACACUACAGUAUUGUUAUUGUUACCGCGAGCAAACGUCAAAGCCGAAAGCGCAUCAGUCCCGUCUCGACGCGCGAACGAGUUCCAUCGUCGUCCGCCGUAUUGCGUCUAGCGCGUCGUCAUAAUACCUAGUAUAAUAUUAUUAAUUAUUUUCCUCGUUCAUCGUCUUCACAUGAUAAAAAUAAUAUUUUAUCCUCAUAAAUAGAUACUACCGGGGUAUAAUAUUUACCGUUUAUCCAGCAGCUGUACACGAGCUGCAGUGACAUGCAUUCGAAAGCGCGUCUGCUCGAAGACGAAUUUUCCGAACGUGGCAAAAUUCCUGGCGUUCGAUACCUGCAGAGUUUUUUAUUGUUUCUAUGCCUUUUCGCAGCUUACCUGUUGCGUGUUAGCAUAUCCGUCGCGAUAGUGGCUAUGACGCCUGACAAGAAUUCUACUGACUUCUUACUCGAAACGCAUUACCACAUUCCUGUAUUCAAUUGGACACAACACGCGAAGAGUUUGAUCUUAAGCGCAUUUUUCUGGGGCUAUCUCAUCAUGAACCUGCCAGCAGCCAUGAUCGGUCGCCGGUACAACAAUCAAAUGCUAUUGGCCAUGAGUAUGAUGUUGACCGUAGCUCUCAGUCUAGCCACACCAUCAUUAGUGGUUGCUUUCAAUUGGCCGGUGCUCGUACUUAUUCGGUUCUUACAGGGCCUUACUCAGGCGUUCACCAUGCCAAUGAUACAUGGCAUCAGCGCCAAGUGGGCGCCACCGAAUGAACGUGGUCGUCUCGUUGGAUUUGUAUUGGGAGGUCUCCAAUUUGGCACAGUCGUAACUUUAGUCGGUUCUGGAAUACUGGCCAGUACUCGAUCAGGAUGGCCAUCAAUUUAUUACUUUAGUGGUGCAUUUGGAAUUUUUUGGGUAAUAUUAUGGUUAUUACUUGGGUCAGAAAGCCCAGAUACACAUCGUCUAAUUACUCAAUCUGAGAAAAACUACAUAAAAUCAUCACUAACCCAAACGGUUUCGGAGAAAAAGAACUUGAUAACUCCUUGGAAAGAGAUAUUCACUUCAAUGCCAGUAUGGGCUGUUACGAUCUCACAUGCGGGUCACAAUUGUGGAUUUUGGUUGCUGCUUAGUGAAAUGCCCACGUUUAUAAGUGCUGUACUAAAGUUCGACAUUAAAUCGGAUGGAUUUGUGUCUGCAUUACCUUACUUGGCCAUGUGGCUAUGUCAGUUUCCAGUCACAUAUUUUGCCGAUUAUAUGAACAAAAAAAAUGUGACUUCUCUCACUUUUUCACGUAAAUUUUGGAAUACCUUAGGAAUGAGCGGCGGUGCGUUGGGUCUCGUGGUCUUAGGCUACAUGGGUGAAAACGCAAACGCAGCCAUAUGUAUGUAUGUGUUCGUAGUAGCCAUCGGCUGCUGUACGAAUGUGGGCUUCAACAUUAACCACCUUGAUUUGGCACCCAAUUACGCCGGGAUUUUGAUGGGCUUCACGAACGCCGUGGCCGCCCUGGGCGGUGUGAUGGCACCCACCGUCUGCGGGUUCAUCGUACACGAUCAAACUUCGGUGGACGAGUGGAGGAUCGUGUUCACGCUGGGAGCCGUCAUACUUUUCUUCUCCAGUAUUUUCUACAUAAUUUUCGGAUCUGCGGAAGUACAGCCGUGGAAUGAACCUAAAAACGAAAGCGUCGGUGUUCGGAGUUUCAUGCAGAUGAAAACGGAUUACGGUUCCUCUGCAGGAUAUACGUCUUCACCAUCGUCGUUUGUUAAAGUUACGUCAAAGUAUACCAUGUUUGUACGACAAUAAUUGAAUAAUCAAACACAUUUUUUUGGUGAAUAACGUCACGUGGUUGCUAACUCUUUUUCAAAAACAAUGAUCGACAUUAAUUUUUAUACAUAUUCUGUUGUUAUAUUUUGGUUUAUUAAAGAUUUAUGAUUUGUUAUAUUUUUAAUUGUCCUUUACGUUUAUGCAGUUUUUCAAACUUGAUAGCAAUCCUGCAAGACAUCUUACCAUAUUAUUGGUACCUAUAUUUAUUUAUAUGUGAAAUAUAAUAUAUCUAUUUGUUU
Acyrthosiphon pisum (pea aphid) is the source of this 2104-nucleotide messenger RNA. RefSeq names its product sialin. The coding region runs from base 327 to 1844 and encodes 505 amino acids. Gene Ontology annotation, biological process: monoatomic anion transport; transmembrane transport. NCBI's taxonomy places the organism in Eukaryota, Metazoa, Arthropoda, Insecta, Hemiptera, Aphididae. Gene Ontology annotation, cellular component: membrane. The transcript is spliced from 11 exons. Gene Ontology annotation, molecular function: transmembrane transporter activity. The record is from RefSeq and is a predicted model, not a curated record.